AUGGAUGUGUAUGUAGAUGACAUGAUCAUAAAGAGCAAGACCGCAAGCACACAUAUGGCCGGCCUAGCGGAGACAUUCCGAAUGCUCAAGCGGUUCAACAUGCACCUAAAUAUCUCUAAGUGCAUCUUCGGGGUCAGCUCGAGAAAAUUCCUCGAGUUUAUCAUCCACCAGAGAGGAAUAGACACCAACCCGGAAAAGGAGCAUAGCAAGGGCGCGUGGACCCUGCAUGUGGAUGGCUCGGCCAUCAUCGAGGUGAUCGGGGUCGGACUUAUCCUCAAAAGCCCGUCUAGAGAAACCUACGAAAGAUCAUUCCGAUUACAAUUCCGAGCGACCAAUAAUGAGGCCAAGUACGAGGCACUACUCCAUGGACUGUGCCUCACCCUGGAGAUGCAUGUUGGUGACCUUGAGGUUUUCAACGACUCCCAGCUGCUGAUGGGACACGUCAAUAGGAGCUACAAAGCUCGAGAUCCAACGAUGGUGCAAUACCUAACGGAAACAAGAUGA
This is a messenger RNA of Musa acuminata AAA Group (dessert banana), 504 nucleotides long. RefSeq lists its product as uncharacterized. Bases 1 to 504 code for a protein of 167 amino acids. NCBI's taxonomy places the organism in Eukaryota, Viridiplantae, Streptophyta, Magnoliopsida, Zingiberales, Musaceae. Gene Ontology annotation, molecular function: nucleic acid binding. The transcript is spliced from 2 exons. The record is from RefSeq and is a predicted model, not a curated record.